AUGAUCUUUAUCAAUACGAGACCUGUGGAUGAGAAUGCACAAUGUGAACGGAGGCCUUCGAAAGCUCCAAGUCACUCUGGACACGGUCAUCCUCACGACGGAGCCGCGCAUGUUUUGAGGCUCUCCUUAUCACUGAUUCUCUUCUACGUCCUCGUCUCAAUCUUCCCAGCAAUCUUUUUCUAUCCAGUAUCACUUUUGAGUAUGCUCGUUCCAGUUCUUGCUCUUUUCUUUGCUUUAUGCUCAAUUCGUGGUGACUAUCAUAGUACUCAAUGGCCCAUUAUCUUCAUUGCUCUCAUCGGAAUGCUUCUCAAAAUCGCUGCUAUUGUUGUAUAUAUUUCUCUGUUUCCUUUGAAAGACUACUCAAGAAAACCAGGCAGGGGACCUCAGAGAACAGAAGCAGAGAUGAAGCACUAUCGCACUGUGUUUUUUAUCAUUCUUUCCACUGUUGAGUUCUUCGUUCUUAUCAUUGGAAUCUGUCUGAAAUGGCAAUUAGUGACACUUCAUCAAAGAGAACAAAUCCAGAAAAGGAGAUCUACUCUUGUCUCAAACCGGCCUCUUAUCGAAGGAGCUGAAACAAGCUCAAGUGGUCCACGCAGAUCUCUUCAAGUUUAA
Caenorhabditis remanei is the source of this 612-nucleotide messenger RNA. RefSeq lists its product as uncharacterized. NCBI's taxonomy places the organism in Eukaryota, Metazoa, Nematoda, Chromadorea, Rhabditida, Rhabditidae. Bases 1 to 612 code for a protein of 203 amino acids. The transcript is spliced from 4 exons. The record is from RefSeq and is a predicted model, not a curated record.